AUGAUGUCGCUACCUCUCAUCAUAUCAGUAUGUGUUGCCCUGGCUUCAGCAUUCCCAGCAUCAGUUAAGCUUGAUGAAGACUAUCCAAGAGUUGACUUGAGUAAUCUACAAGAAGAGAAUUACUUUGUACCCCAAAAGAGAGCAGCCCUAGUACUGGAUCGUCUUCUUGUGGCGUUACAGAAGGCGUUACGUGAAGAAUCCACGCCGCGAUUUGAUCCCGAACGUGAUGGACCCCGAACUGCGCCGCUAAGAUUAGCUCAUUAUGAUGGUAAUGAUUUGACGGGACUACAACGCCGUGGUCAAGGAAACCGCGGUCGAGUACUCAGAUGUUAUUUCAACGCAAUAACUUGCUUCUAA
Leptosia nina is the source of this 357-nucleotide messenger RNA. The record is from the annotation of a GenBank genome assembly. Lineage: Eukaryota; Metazoa; Arthropoda; Insecta; Lepidoptera; Pieridae.